CAUUGUAAAACCCCUUUAACGCUAAACCCCUCCACCAUCCAUAGCCGGUACCUCUAGGGUUUCUCCCCUUCGUGUCCUCACUCUCCCAGAUUCUCCUCCUCCGUUAGGGUUAGGUUUUCGCCAAUGGCGGGCCGAGCGUUAAUCUCGAAGCUCCCCUCCGUCUCCCUCUCUCCCCUCCUCUUCUCCCGAUCGUUCGCCUCUCGAGCUCUUGCCUUCGCUCGUCCUUCUUCUUCUCUCCUCCGCCUCCGCGCCCUCCUCCCCCUUGUCGACUCCCUCCGUCUCCCCGUCGCCGGCGGCUGCUUCGGCGAGGUCCGGUGCUUCUCGGCCCGGCCAACGACGUCGUCCCUCAACGACCCGUCGCCGAAUUGGAGCAACCGGCCUCCUAAGGAGACGAUUCUCCUCGACGGGUGCGACUUCGAACACUGGCUCGUCGUCAUGGAGCCCCCCGACCCCAGCCUCACCCGCGACGAGAUCAUUGACAGCUACAUCAAGACCCUCGCCCAGAUCCUCGGAAGUGAAGAAGAAGCAAAGAAAUCAAUAUAUUCAGUGUCUACAAAGCACUAUUUUGCUUUUGGAUGCAAGGUUUCUGAGGAGACUUCAUACAAGAUCAAGCCUCUUCCAAAGGUUCGCUGGGUUCUUCCUGAUUCGUACUUGGACGUUAAGAACAAAGAUUAUGGAGGAGAACCAUUCAUAGAUGGUAAAGCCGUACCCUAUGACCCAAAGUACCAUGAAGAAUGGGUCCGGAAUAAUGCUCGUGCAAAUGAGAGAUCUAGGCGCAAUGACAGACCUCGUAAUUUUGAUAGAUCAAGGAACUUUGAAAGGAGAAGGGAGAACAUGCAGAACUUCCAAAACAGAGAAGCACCUCCUAUGCCAAACCCAAACUUCCGAAGCCAGGAUGGUCAGAACCCUGUGCCACCACCUCCGCCACAUAGUGCCAUGCCACCCAGGGACAUGCCUCCAAUGCCUAAUGCACAGAACACCAUGCCUCCUAGAGACAUGCCUCCGCCGCCUAAUCGUAACUUCAAUACCAUGCCUCCUAACAUGGGUGGUAUGCCCAACAAUUACCAGAGCCAAAUGCCUCCUAACCCUCAGAGCAGCUAUGCGCCAAACAGUGGACCUGGCUAUCAAGGAAGCCAGGGCUAUCAAGGAGGCAGUCCUGGUGGCGGCAUGCCUGGUGGCCCUGGUUAUCAAGGAGGCGUCCAUGGGUAUCCAGGGGGUAAUCCUGGGGGUGGGAUGCCAGCAGGCUCUGGUUAUCAGGGAGGUGGUCCAGGCUAUCAAGGAGGCAACACUGGUUAUCAAGGAGGGGGGCCUGGCUAUCGGGGAGGCAGUCCAGCUUAUCAAGGGGGUGGCCCUGGUUACGAGCAAGGUGGAUCCAGUUAUCAAGGAGGCAGCCCUAACUAUCAGCAGGGUGGACCUGCUUAUCAAGAAGGCACACCAGCUUAUCAAGGCAGAGACAUGCCUGGAAGAGAUUAUCAAUAGGAACGAUUGCUAGAGAUGCUUGUGCAGAAUUGAAUACGAAGUAGCACUGCUCUCUGUUGUUGAAGCCAUAAUGCAUGCACCAUAAAUUUUAACGAGACUGUAACUUUGUCUGCAUAGGUAAUAUUUUGAUUUAUUAGCUGCUAGUUAUGCCCUCCAUUCUCUUUAACAAGCUUGCAAGAACAUGAAACUCUUAUAAGUGUUAAAAGGUUUUUGAAUUUUGAUCUGAAGCUUCUAGUCUUA
Molecule: messenger RNA, 1719 nt
Organism: Phoenix dactylifera (date palm)
Lineage: Eukaryota; Viridiplantae; Streptophyta; Magnoliopsida; Arecales; Arecaceae
Product: multiple organellar RNA editing factor 8, chloroplastic/mitochondrial-like
Biological process (GO): mitochondrial mRNA modification; cytidine to uridine editing
Cellular component (GO): mitochondrion
Source: RefSeq, a predicted model, not a curated record